This is a messenger RNA of Schistocerca piceifrons (Central American locust), 1269 nucleotides long. Its product is annotated as translation initiation factor IF-2-like. The record is from RefSeq and is a predicted model, not a curated record. Gene Ontology annotation, biological process: regulation of DNA-templated transcription. The coding region runs from base 1 to 1269 and encodes 422 amino acids. Gene Ontology annotation, molecular function: DNA-binding transcription factor activity; sequence-specific DNA binding; zinc ion binding. The transcript has 2 exons. Lineage: Eukaryota; Metazoa; Arthropoda; Insecta; Orthoptera; Acrididae.
AUGGCGGCGGGCGCGGCGCUUGCGCCGGCGACGGCAGCGCCGCGACGUCGACGUGCGUCGGCGGGCGCCGCGGCGCCAGUGGCGCGCCGGAGCGAUGGCAGGUCGCGGGGCGCGAGGCGCGUGCCGCGCGCCGCGGGCGGCUGGCCCGGCCCACCGCGGGCCGCCACCUGCCAUUGGCGCGGCGGCGACCUCUGGCGUGGCGCGCCCGCGGUGCCAGGGGGCGGGGCCCCGGGCCAGCCGGGUCGCGUGGUGGGGGGCGCGGCCGCCGGGAGGGGGAGGGGUCAGGUCGCGGCCGCGGCCGCGCCGGCCCGCCCGCCUGCGCCCCGCCAGUCUGCGCGCGACCGCGGUGCAGUGCGGACUCACCUGCGUCGCCACGCUCCACACGCCGCCUGCGCGCCCCAGCCCGAGCGCUGUAAACCCGUCUCGUCUCGUCGCGGCGCCCGGCACGCGGUCACCACGUUGGAGCUAGGCUUCCCGCGCACCAUGGCGCUGGUGGCGCCGCCGCUGGGCGCGGGCUCGGCGUGGCGCGACCCCGCGUCCGGCGUCGUGCUGCACCACCCGGCCGCCGCCCCGGCGCCCGCGCCGCCCCCGCCCGCCCCCGAUGAGUUGGUGCUCAGCUCGACGCCCGGCUCCGCGUCGGCCAGCUCCGGGGGCGGCGGCGGCGGCUCGCAGAUCGUCGUCGGCUCCUCGCAGAGCGGUACCGGGUCCAACUCCUCGGACAAGGGCCAGAACAUCGAGUGCGUCGUCUGCGGCGACAAGUCCAGCGGCAAGCACUACGGCCAGUUCACGUGCGAAGGUGGUAUUAUCUGCAGCAGAAGCGCGGCGCGGUAUCUGCCCGCCAGUCUGCGUCGCCUUUCCAGAGAGCCCGGGCCACGCGCUAGAUAUCGGACAGAGUUAGCCAGAGGCUCGGCGCACUCUGCCUUUGAGACUGGAUUUCACGGCUGCACCCUUCCGGCGCAGCUGCCGGUGGCUGUGAGGCGAUGCGAGGCGCGAGGAGCCGUCACCGGCUGGCGGUGCGGCCGAACAGGUUCCCCGUGGCUGUGCUCGGUCACGCGCCUGGCACGCUCCCGGGAUGCUGGCGACACGGGCACGCGCGGCGCCAGCACGCGACUCUGCUCCGGUGUCCCUCACGGCUCUGCCCUCGCUCCAGAGGCAGGCAGCCAAUUUCUGGUCCUCCCAGAGAGCGACCGCGCGCGCCGACCGUGCUCGGGGCGCAGCGACCGAGAAACACCGUACAGCCAGCUCUGUACUACAGGCUGUCAUAGCUAA